AUGUCACGCAAGAUAGGUAGUGGAGCGAUGACAGCUGAAUUGCCUGAUGACCAGAAGUGCCAGCCUAUCCUUGAUCAAAUGGCGAAAGAUCCAGCUGGCUGCCAUGGGCCUUCGCUAAUCAAGGAGGCCAUUGCCCACGAAACAGGGAUCCAUUUGACAAGAGACUUCAUUCGAAAGGAGGUUGUCCUUCUUGACCCUGAGGCUUCUGCUGCACAUGAACCAACAGCAAAGAAAAUCCCGUGCAGCACUAUCAUCAGUCUUGGGCCUCACCACGAGUGGUCCUGUGAUGGCCAUGAUAAAUUAUCAGCAAUUGGUUUCCCUAUUUGGGCUGUUCGUGAUGUCUGGUCUGGAAGGUGGCUAGGUGUGUGGGUUGUACCAAAUAACCAGUACAUGCAGACCAUCACGUAUCUGUACCUGUCUCUGGUUGCUAAGCUGGGAGGUCAGAUCCAAGCUCACUCUCUUUGUGUCCAGUUCAGGCUUAUGAGUAAAGCAGGAAUGCCACUGCAGUCUACAACAGAUUGUGGUUCUGAAACCGUCAUGAUGUAUGGCUUGGCAAAUGCUCUUCGAGAACAGUUUUCUCCAGAACUGGGUGUUGUCAACAUUGGCCCUGCACACCACUUCCUCAAGAGUGUCCACAACAUAACUAUUGAGCGAGGAUGGGGCCAAUUGCACAAACAGUGGGUUCCUAAGCAAUAUGGCUUUGGCUGCGGUUAA
Molecule: messenger RNA, 714 nt
Organism: Laccaria bicolor S238N-H82
Lineage: Eukaryota; Fungi; Basidiomycota; Agaricomycetes; Agaricales; Hydnangiaceae
Exons: 6
Coding region: 1-714 (237 amino acids)
Source: RefSeq, a predicted model, not a curated record